Cyprinodon variegatus (sheepshead minnow) is the source of this 1193-nucleotide messenger RNA. It is a transcript of the gene cope, whose product is annotated as coatomer protein complex subunit epsilon. Gene Ontology annotation, biological process: retrograde vesicle-mediated transport, Golgi to endoplasmic reticulum; intra-Golgi vesicle-mediated transport; endoplasmic reticulum to Golgi vesicle-mediated transport. The transcript has 10 exons. The record is from RefSeq and is a predicted model, not a curated record. Gene Ontology annotation, molecular function: structural molecule activity; protein binding. Gene Ontology annotation, cellular component: COPI vesicle coat. NCBI's taxonomy places the organism in Eukaryota, Metazoa, Chordata, Actinopteri, Cyprinodontiformes, Cyprinodontidae. The coding region runs from base 49 to 957 and encodes 302 amino acids.
CGAAAGUGACGUGUUUUUGCGACGUGUCAGGAAGUCUCAUUAGCCAACAUGUCGGCUCAGCAGGGUGAUGUUGAUGAGCUGUUCGAUGUAAAAAAUGCAUAUUAUAUCGGCAGUUAUCAACAAUGUAUAAACGAGGCCCAGAAAGUAAAGCCGUCAUCACCUGAAAAGGAGGUUGAACGGGAUAUGUUUUUGUACAGAGCCUACAUCGCUCAGAGAAAGUAUGGUGUUGUUUUGGACGACAUCAAGGCCAACUCUCCAGCUGAGCUCCAAGCUGUAAGGAUGUUUGCAGAGUUUCUGUCCAAUGAAGGCAAAAGGGAUGCUAUUGUUGCUGAUUUGGACAAGAAGAUGGCGAAGAGCGUUGAUGCUGCCAACACCACCUUCCUCAUCAUGGCUGCGUCCAUCUACUACCACGAGAUGAACACGGAUGCCGCUCUCAGAACUCUGCACCAAGGAGAAAGUCUGGAGUGUAUGGCCAUGACCAUUCAGGUGCUUCUCAGUCUGGACCGUGUUGACCUGGCAAGAAAAGAACUGAAAAAGAUGCAGGAACAGGAUGAGGAUGCUACACUAACUCAGCUGGCAACUGCCUGGGUUAAUAUUGCUGUGGGUGGAGAGAAGCUGCAGGAUGCCUACUACAUUUUCCAGGAGAUGUCUGACAAGUACUCUUCUACACUGUUGCUGCUGAAUGGGCAGGCUGCUUGCUACAUGGCUCAGAACAAGUGGGAGGAGGCUGAAGGAGUGCUGCAGGAAGCUCUGGAUAAGGACAGCAGCCAUCCUGAGACGCUGAUCAACCUUAUAGUCCUGACGCAGCACCUGGGGAAAGCUCCUGAGGUCACCAAUCGGUAUCUCUCCCAGCUUAAGGAUGCACACAAAGCUCAUCCAUUCCUAAAAGAUUAUUUUGCAAAGGAGAAUGAGUUUGACAGGUUAGCAAUGCAGUAUGCCCCCACCGCUACUGCAUAGAUCUUCUGUUUCUACAAGACUCCCUGAACAGUGGACUUUGAGAAAGACCUUGAAGAUAACAACAGUUUCUCUGUCAUGUUUUUUUUUUUCUUCUUUAUAACCUUGUCUGUAUUUCAACCACGCUAGACAUUCUUAUAUCCCUGCAUCGAUCCCCAUCCUACACAUAUACUUUUCUUUACAGCAAUUCUGUUAUAUAAGCAUUCCUUUGAAAUGUUAAUAAAGGCUUGACGAAACUU